AAAAGAAAUCCAGCUCUUUGAAGGUGUUAAGAGAGCAGCCAAGGCAGCCGGGACUUGAGAGAGGAAGAUCGAGAGAGAAGGGAGAAGAAGGGCUUGAGUCUUACAUCCUGCGGCCUUCCUGCCUGAGGGACGUGCUGGCUCGUAGGAGGCUCCAGAGACAAGCAGAGAACAACAGCUCCGUGUUGGGCCGUCUCACAAGGCUGGGAGUAAAACUAAUUAAAUUAAAAAUGGAACUCGGGACCACCAGGUCAGCCCAACCCUAAGUGACCAAGAACCUAGAGCAAAAGGAACCAGAGAGAAAAGAGGGAUCGUCCUGCACCUUUUCUUCCUACCAAGGCAUUUACCAGUAUUUCAGUUGCACGGGACCAGACCCCGAGAAACCAAGCCGAAAACAGCAGCCGAGAGGUUAAAAGGCUGGACCCCGCUUUUGAUAACCUCACAGUACAGGGGAGACAGAAAUCGGAGGUGAGAGCAGGCAAGGAGGAGGGGCCUCGGUAGACAUCCCCGCUAUCCUUUGAGAAGGGCCUCUGAGUGAGGGCAAACCAGAAAUGACCAGUCACUGUGAAAACUAGAGCGUGGCCCCACUCAUCCCAGUCACCAACUGGAACAAAGUCUCUGCUCACGUUCCUCUCCGAAUAAGGACAGCCUGUUCCAGGGCCUCUGUGCUUUUGGCACAUACAGUAUGCACAGUUACCAGGCAUGCCGGGAGACAGAACCAAAUGAUGGAAGAGAAAUAAAGAGAGAAAACGGACAAUAGAAGUAGACCCACAUGUUCUCCAAAUGUCACAAGGGACAGACAUGUUGGUCUUUAAAAUAACUGUGGUGAAUAAUUGCAGGACGAUAGACAAGAGGGGGAAUAUCACCUGAAGAAAACAAGAACCCAUAAAAGUUUGGCUCAGAUGGAAAUUCUAGAACUGAAAAAUACAAUAACUGAAAUGAAUGCAAUACCUAAUUCAAAGACAUUAGAUGCAGAGGGAGAGGGCAUGGCAAGGUAGUAUGUGUCUCAAGAAAUUGGAAAGACAACAGAUUUCAAGCCCAAAGAAAGGACAAGAAAGGAGGUAAUGAAGAUGAGAGCAGGUGUUGAUGAAAUAGAGGAGUAGCUGUAGCUGUAGAGAAAGAUCUAGAAGGAGCAGCAGAAGGCAGGGGCGGAGUGCUGGCUCUGCCACCAUCUCUCUGUGUGACCUUAGACGAGUCGCUUGCCUUCUCUGAGCCUCAGUUUCCCAUGUCAGGAAAAUAAGCAUGAUUAUCCAUUUGGCCCGGUUGUGUGGGGAUCCACACGGAGGGGGGUCCACACGGAGGGCAGCACUGCACUUCUUCACGCGACGUGCUGAUGUACCCACCCAUCGACUCGCCCCCUUGGUCAUUUCACUGGCAACUUUCCUGCAGGGGCUUUGCGGAGAGCCAGGGGCAUCCCAGCCUUGGGGGAUCUGUGCACCGCGGCAGGCGUGAACGGAACAGAAACCCGUGCGGUUCAUUCACCAGGCUUUCCAAGCAUUUAAAACAGCUCAUCUGUCAGUGGCUGGUCAUCGCCAGCCUCUCCCUGUUGCCAGAGAGGUUUAUCCUUGCUCAGCACCCUCUUGAGGGAAAUCGUGACUUUCUGGAUCCUUGAAAAGGUGCUAACGUGUGUCACCAUGGUGCCAGUGGCCCCUUUAGACUGUCACAUACACGUUCUCCGUGCCUCCUCCAGUACAGGCAUACCGAGAGUUCAGUUCAGCGCGAUUCAGCGGAUAUCGUAACAAAGUGAGUCAAAUGAGUUUUCUGGAGCGUACAGAAGUUCUACUUCCACCGGGGGAGUCUGUUAUGUGUGCAGUAGCAUUAUGCCUUAAAAAAUCAAGGUGCAUACCUUAACGUAGAAAUCCUUUUCUGUUAAAAAGUGCUAACCCUCAUUGGAGCUUUCAGCCCGCCGUAAUCACUGAUCACGGGCCAUCUUAACAAAUCUAAUAGUGAAAAAGGUUGAAAUAUCGCGAGGAUGGCCAAAAUGUCACGCAGAGAUGCGACGUGAGUGAACACUGUUGGGAAACGGCACCGAUAGGCUGGCGAGGCACAGGGAUGCCGCUGUCCAAUUCGUAAGAGACGCGGUAUCUGCAAAGUGCGACUAAAGGGAGCGGGCUCGUCCUCCAGCACGUGGCUGAGAGGUGCCCGUCACUCUGCAGGCGGGCCAGGGGGCCGUGUCCCCGGGGGAGGUGUGGCCGGCCUCCCUCGCCACACGCUUGGCGCGCGCGGAGGUCUCAGGCCCGUGGCAUCUUGGUCCGGGUUCUGCUCCCGGGAGCAGGGCUGGCUUUCGCCCGUGCGUCACAGGCUGCGUCACUUACUGGAGUACAGGGCAGUCAUGCUUCCCUUGUUUCUUCCCCGGGGCUGGGGAAGGGGUGGAAGGGUGUUCUCGCUUUUCCAUCGCCGUGCACGCGAGGGCUUUGGAAAGCACUCACUGAUGCUGGCACAGAAGGUCUCUGCUGGGAUGGGAUCUGCGCGAGCGCUCUGGGCUCGGAGAUGUGGCUACCGGGACUUGCUGAGUGGACGGGAGGAGGGUGUUGUGGUUCCCCUGCUUCUGCGGCCCAGCCUUGCCCUCUGUUCCCCCCCUCACUCCAGCCCAGCAUCAGCUCAGAGCAUGAAUAUCUGUCCCAUGGAGCCAGGACCUUGUAGGGACCCUGACAGCCCAUUCAGAACUUUAUUUGAUCUGUGCGGUCCAACAGUCCUCUAUUUGAGUGACCCUGUCUCUGCCCUUGGUGUCGGCGGGUCCCCAUGUCACUCUGAGCAAACUUAGCCUUUCUAGUGGCUUCCACAGCCCCGUGCUCUCCACCCCACCCUCACACAUGCCUGUUCCUCUCCUCCACAUCGAUCCGGGUGGACCAGCCUCCUUUCUCCCAAAGGCACCAGGGCCUUGCAUCUGCCUGGGAACCUCCCACCUUAGACUCUUUCUUGAUGUGUCCCAACCACCUAUCCCAGAGCCUGGAGCAUCGCAGAGCCCUAGAAAAUAUGCAGUGCGUGGAUCAGAUGACUGGACAAGCCUUGCCUGGGUGACAGCCCAGCAAAGUGGAAAGAAUCUGUGAUACCAGCCCCAUUUUCCAGUUGAAGAAACGGUUCAGGGAGGGCAGGUGACUUGUUCACGGCCACACAGCAAACGGGCGGUACAGCCUGGUUGAGAAUCAGCAUCUUCUGCUUCUCCAUCUGUGCUUUUCUGCCCAGCUCUCCCCUCUGGAUGGUUGGCCCUUGUCUUUCCCGGCAUCUGCUUCGGCGUUCCUUUUGUGCCGUGUGUGUGUGCGCCCGGUGACGGGGACCCAACGGCGAGUGAGACUGAGUUCCCGUCCUCGUGGGGCUCCCGGCCCAGGGAGGAGACAGAUGAGUAAACAGGACCCCCGGAGUGGAGCCAGAUGCUGUGGAAGCCAGAGAGGAGGCUGCUCCUGCCGGGAGGAGGCAGGCCUUCUUCCAGGAGGCAGCACCAGCUGAUCCCUGAAGAACGAGUAGGAGUCCGGCAGGGCGGGAUGGUCUUUCCGCACAGUGGGGUCAGCCUGGGCAGGAGCCCAAAGGCAGGGACAGCUCUGACCUGUGGAUCAGUCGCACUGCUUCAAGCAAGAAGCAAUCCGCUUUACAAAAUAAAGGGGCUUUGUUACCUGUCUCAUGUCACGCAGAUGUUGAGGCGGAGGGGGGACUGCGGGUAAGGCUGGACCGGGUUCAGCACCACCUGCCCCGGUCCUGCUCAGCCCUCGCCUUCGUCCACUCGCGCCAUUAAACCGGCCAGCACGACCUUGACUUUUGUGUCCAAAAAUCAAACGGCCAGAGCAAGAUCAAGUUUCUUCGCCUCCUGCAAGUCAGGGGGCUUCAGUCUGACUGGAGGACUUAGCACACAUACCCAUCCAUCCCUGGGCCGAGAGGGCCGGGAAUCCCCUGCCAGCCAAGUCAAAUCCGAGCCCGCCCUUGACGGUGACAGACGGCCCUCAGUGCCUUCGUCAAGCAGGCUGCUUAAUGGUGACAGCGUGGGAAAGACCGGGUUGUAAUUAAGUGUCAGCACACAUCAUCCCUUCCGGAGGACGGUGGCAAAGACACCUUCCCUCUCUCCUGCACCGUGACCCUUCCUUUGAGGUCCUCACCACCCUCCCCCCUCCGAGAGUCCCUGCAUCUGUCACAAAGAUUAAUUGCCCCUCAACCCCUUUGGAUGGGAACGGAAAUCAUAUUAUUAAGUUUGAUUAAAGCUUCGAGAGACACUAUUGGCUGUUUAAGGACUGCUGACCAAGCCGCCUGCUUAUCUCCUGGAAAGACAGAUUAUAUGCAAGGGGAAUCAACCUCACCCCGAGUGGUCACUUAGCCGCCGGCCGUCACAGGGUGAUGUCCGGCACACUGGGGUGGCCGCUGGCCCGCGGGAGCGAAGUUGGCCGCAGUCCCCCUGGGAGUCCCCGCCUCGCCUUGUGACCGAGCCUCCGUCUCUGGGAUUUUUCUUCCGCGUCCCCCCCCCCCCCCCGCUCCCAGGCGUGAUUUCCUCCAGCCCGUCCCCUGGGAGGCGUCCUUCCGGACAGAGCAGAAAUGGUGACCGUGAGGAAAAGGACCCUCAAAGUGCUUACCCUCCUCGUCCUCUUCAUCUUCCUCACCUCCUUCUUCCUGAACUACUCCCACACCAUGGUGGCCACCACCUGGUUCCCCAAGCAGAUGGUCGUCGAGCUGUCCGAGAACUUCAAGAAGUUCAUGAAGUACGCGCACAGGCCCUGCACGUGCGCCCGCUGCAUCGGGCAGCAGAGGGUCUCGCCCUGGUUCGACGAGAGGUUCAACCGGUCCAUGCAGCCGCUGCUCACGGCCCAGAACGCGCUCCUGGAGGAGGACACCUACAGCUGGUGGCUGAGGCUCCAGCGGGAAAAGCAACCCAAUAACCUGAACGAUACCAUCAAGGAGCUGUUCCAGGUGGUGCCUGGGAACGUGGACCCCCUGCUGGAGAAGAAGUCGGGGGGCUGCCGGCGCUGUGCCGUGGUGGGCAACUCCGGGAACCUGAGGGAGUCCUGGUACGGGCCUCAGAUAGACGGCCACGACUUCGUGCUGAGGAUGAACAAGGCCCCCACAGCGGGCUUUGAGGCCGACGUCGGGAGCAAGACCACGCACCAUCUGGUGUACCCCGAGAGCUUCAGGGAGCUGGGGGAGAACGUCAGCAUGGUCCUGGUCCCCUUCAAGACCACCGACCUGGAGUGGGUGGUCAGUGCCACCACCACGGGCACCAUCUCCCACACCUACGUCCCUGUCCCCGCGAAGAUCAAAGUGAAAAAGAAUAAGAUCCUGAUCUAUCAUCCGGCCUUCAUCAAAUACGUCUUUGACAACUGGCUGCAGGGCCACGGGCGAUACCCAUCCACCGGCAUUCUGUCCGUCAUCUUCUCACUGCACAUCUGCGAUGAGGUAGACUUGUACGGCUUUGGGGCAGACAGCAAGGGGAACUGGCAUCACUACUGGGAGAACAACCCAUCGGCGGGGGCUUUUCGCAAGACCGGGGUGCACGAUGGAGACUUUGAGUCCAACGUGACGGCCACCUUGGCGUCCAUCAAUAAAAUCCGGAUAUUCAAGGGGAGAUGACGCUGCAAAGGAGAACUGAGGCACGCCUCUCUGUGUCCAGCCCCAGCCUCUCGCUGGGGCCGUUCUGUCCUGGGAGCUUUGAGGGCCAGCCUCGGGGGUGGGGGCGUUCAGGUGCCCCUCGCGGCCUCCCGCGAGCCAACAUGUGGCAGCGUCUGCUCAGCAAGGGCCCCGAGCCCCGCCGGGUCUGUGUCGGAAGUCUCAGAACUGGUCUUAGAUGGAGAGGGCCCCUCACUGCUGUCCCGGAGCUGGAGGGAGGUGGGGAGAUGCGGGGGAGGGUCCAGUCUCCAAACACCGAGGUCCCUUUGGCUUCUGGGGAGGGGGCAGAUACUUGGGACUCUGUGUUCUAAAGGAAAGGACAGUUUUCCGGGACGGAUGGGCGGAGACUUUUCCUCUGCCCGGGGACCCAGGGAAGACCUCAGGACAGAGCCGUGUUGGACCAUGUGGACACUGGGGGCAAGAUGGCGCCUUUCUCUGCACGAUGCCCGGCCCCUCCUUCACUCGGCUCGACAACGCCCCGCCCCCGCCCCGCCCCCCCCCCCCCCCCCCCCCCCCCCCCCCCCCGCUGUCGUCCCAAAGCUCAUUUACGGUGGCCGGAGAGGCUCCCCGCCCCGAAGGCCUUCACAGACUCGUGGCAGAGCGUUUCAGGCCCCGGCAGAUGUCUUCUUCCGCAGCCGAUGUCCCUGGAGCGAUGGAUCUUUGUGGCUGUAACCGUGGCUGAGAGCAGAUCUGACCACUUCCGCGUGCCUUUGUGUCUGGGGAGAAACACGCGCAUUGGCCGAAACAAGGCAAAAGCCUUGACUCGGGAGAGGGGACCCCCCCCAGCAAUGCCGCCCCCUUGCCCUGUAGCUCGGGGGCAUCUUUUCUAGUUUCCUGAGGCCGCGCCUGAGUUGGAGCAGAGCUGGGAUGACGGGCGGUGCUGUCCAGAGGCGUGUCAGCCGCGGAACAUCAUUCUUGCUUACAUUCACAGACCGUUGGAUGUGGCGCCCAUGACCUUCCAAGGCCACGCGUAUGACCUCCACCAGCCGGCACUUUCCCCAGGAAACCCACGCUCUGGGCCACGUCCCUGCUGGCCACCUGCACGGUGUCCUGAGGGCUGCAGGGCCAUCCCAGGAACAUGAGUUUCAGAGCGGGAGAAGACAUACCUCAUUCUCUCCCUCCCGGGCUGCUCUGAUCUUUCCUCUUCAGCCUUCCUGAUUAUUUAUUGAUUUAUUCUUUUAACUCCGCUGACGUCGUGUGCACUUUGUGGCUCUGUGGCCGGUCCUGACGGCUUAAUUGAGCUUGUUCUUGCUUCGCCUGGCAGCCGGGGAGUGGGGGAGCUUGAAUCUAGGUUCUUGGGGAGCUUCAGACUCUGGGUGGGGGGCGUCUAGGGCUUGGGGGCUUGCCGGUGGGCAGAUCCCAGGGUUUCAGGUUGGCAGCUUUGCGGGGUGCUCCGUACCUCCUUCCCUUCGGCCCCACCUUCCUUCCUCGCCAUUGCGGAUUGGAUUCGGUCUCGGGCUAAGAAUCUCCAAAACCCAGCGGGACUCCCUUGGGGCCGGGUGGGGAGUGGGGUCACACGUAUAGGAGGACAGUGAUUGUUGGCUCUAGUUACUGACCCUUAAUCAGAAAAACCGCUUUUCCUGUUGAGAGCGUUUGCUAACAGGCCAUGCCACCUUGAGGAGGCGUGACAGCUUCCUGGGGGAGCGUGAGGCAUGCCAGUCUCGGAAGCCACGGGGCCUGUCUCCUGCGCUCUCGAGGCUCUCUGGCAAGCCCCGUUCUCCCGGCUGCAGCCUCUCCCUCUACAAACAGGGAAGGAAGCAUGUUGUCAGCUCCGGGGCCACAGGUGGUAUUAGGCAGUUCCCAGGGGUCCCCAGAAAUGGCAUGCCGCGUUUGUCUCCCCCCAAGCCCGUGCAUAUGAGCAUCGUCACCGGGAGAGAUUCCUUAGCCUUUAUUAGAUUCUCAGAGAUUCAGAAUACAAAAUGUGAUGUAUAAAAAAAAAAAAAAAAAAAAAAAAAACCAAAAAACACACGACGUGUGCCCGUUUUAAAGUCCUCCAAAGCAUGAGACUCUCGUGACCGGUGAAGGCUCAUCAGUCACUGUGAGGUCGUCAUCUUGAUCAUCCACGCUCAGAGACUAGAGCAGGCAUCUGUCGAUUGGCUGAUUGAGCCCAGGGACAGCCCUUGAGAACCGUGGCCACUGAGACAGGGAGCAGGGUGGACUCCCGAGCUCUUCCUGGGUCCAUACAGGGGUGACAGGUUCAGUGCGUGCAGUCGGCUCCUGGGCGUUGCUGAGUCAGAACAGGUCCCCGUGGGGAGGAGGCGCAGGCUGUCUGGCCCGGCUGCCCGGUCCUGGCCGUCUCACCCUCCCGCUAGGCCCGUUCAAGCCCGCCUGCCUUCCCAUUUAACAGACCAGAAAAGCAGGACCCGGGGAAGGGAAGCGACUUGCAAAAGUGAGCCAACAAUCGUGACAGCACGAGUCAACCAUUUCGAGCAAAACCAGGAAAUCGUCGGCUCUCUGUUUAAAACAUCCUGAGGUGGGCUUUCCCAGCUGGGUUCCAUCCAGCAUCUCAGAGAACUGUGAUGGGGGUGGGCCUCUGCCUUCUCCCCACCUGGCUCGUCCCCAGGCUUCCCAUGGUGGCCCUGGCAAGCCCUGGUGUCUGCCUUUUGCCGCCAUCCCCCCAGUAGGGGAGAAACCUUGCUCCUCCCAGUGCCCCAGCACACGUUUGUGUUCAUUGGCUUGGCGAAGGGGUCUAAACCCAAUGCGCUCCAAUCAUUGGGCCUGGGAUCGAAUGCGCUGAUUGGCUUAAGCCAGUUAGCGUCUCUACCCGGGGUAAGGAUGGCUGAGAAUUGGGCAAGACUGUUUCCCACAGAGCAUUGAGCGUGCUGUGGGCGGGACAACGAGAAACCCCCAGCCAGAGGAGGCUCUCGAGUGUCCACCCCGCUCACUGUUGGACUCCCAGCCCAGGGCUCUGCCAGGUCCCCAGGCACAGGGCUCCUGGGAGGCCAGCCCCGGGCCCCAGGCAUGGAGCAGAGGUGUCCCCGCCCUCAGUCAUCAGUGCUGAGCCUAAAGCCAGAAAGAUGGGGGCUGAGGAGGAAGAGAGAUCUCGGCGCUCUCUCCAACCCCCAGUGAGCCAGGAGCCACCUCCUGCAAAACCAGCACCUGCUUCCACAGGCCCCCCUGGAGCCCCUGCCCUUACCCCCUCCCCCCGUCAAGGCACAAAGCAGGGCAGGUUUGUAGCGUCUGGCCCCCAGAGCCAUCGGGCAGAAAAGAAAGUUCUUAAACCCAUGCCUUUUGAGACUCUGGCUUCAGCGGGUGUCGUCGGGCAACCCCCACGGGCUGUGCUCAGUGGGAGAAGCCAGAUACAAGAAAACAGGGCUUAAAAUAGGGAAGCCAGACAAGAAGGUGGGGAGGGCGAUUCUUGUAAGUGCCGGGGGCAGGAAGGGCUGGGCCUCUGGGUCAAGGGUGGAGUGGAGUCACAGAGAGUAUUUCGAGCCGUGGCCUCUGCUUUAAGUGUUCUUGUCAAGGCAGCCCGAACGCAAAAACGGGAAACAGAAAAGAGCUCACCGUCCCCCACAUGGGGAGCACCAGAAACGCUUCCUCCAGGGAAGGACAAGCCCCGAGUGGCCGCUGUCCAGCGACAGAUGGCCGGCCGCUGGCCACGUGCCAUCAGGAGCCAGCAGCUGCCCCUGUGCCACCCCCCUGCCGCCCCCCAGAGCUCGGGGUUAUCACUGUGUCCAUCACGGACAUCUGGUUGGAAGCAGACAUGCCCACAGGCCAUGUGGUCUGGGAGACGGAGUCAGCUUUCCGCUUUCUCGUCCUGAAGAACCUCCGCCUCUGGGGCACAGAGAGGAGAAGGUGCUGUGGCAGGAGGGGCAGAGACCCCCCCCCCAAAGUGGCGUUCACAGCUGGCAUCCGGGCAUUAGCAGCUUCCUUGCUCAUUAGACGAGCGGCAAUGUGCUUCCCACAAGCGUCCAGCCCACCCCCCCCCCCACUUUCCCUCUCAGCCCGUCAGAGACCUGCGCUGGUGUUGAACUUGACCCCCUGGCUCAGCCGCGCUCAUUGGGCAGAACUCCCAUUUGUGUCCACCUGCGGAUGGCCGUGACCCCGACGCCAGCUCUAACCUGCCACCUCUCCCCCCCCCCCGAAGGUGAGCGCCCUCCCCAGCCGCGUCAGCACGUCGCUGAACUCCCGUCCAAGCCAAAGUUUCCCGAGCGCUUUCCGCUCCUUGCGGUCUCGUUUGGUUCCUUGUCGUCGUCGUAAAAUUUGCUUUCUGUUCCCUCUCGCCUCGUGUUUGUUUUGUAGCCGAGCGCUAAUCUGGAUGCAUUUGGAAUGAAGUUAGCCAGAGUCCGCCUUCCUCAGCCUUUGCUCUGUUUUAUUUAUUGUUGGACAUUUCCAAUGAUCCAAAUCAAAGUGAAUUAAAAAAAAAAGCUAUUUUAUCGUU
Felis catus (domestic cat) is the source of this 9961-nucleotide messenger RNA. RefSeq names its product ST3 beta-galactoside alpha-2,3-sialyltransferase 1 (gene ST3GAL1). The transcript is spliced from 7 exons. The coding region runs from base 4516 to 5544 and encodes 342 amino acids. Gene Ontology annotation, molecular function: beta-galactoside (CMP) alpha-2,3-sialyltransferase activity. NCBI's taxonomy places the organism in Eukaryota, Metazoa, Chordata, Mammalia, Carnivora, Felidae. The record is from RefSeq and is a predicted model, not a curated record.